CUCCCCCAAUGUCUUAAUAGGUGAUUUUCACAUCCAGUCACCGGCCACAGUGAGGUUAUAUUCACACGACAGAAUUUCCGCCUCCGCAUUCAUUUGGCUGGUUUCUGGCUUGUGCGGAUUCCGUGGGGAAAUAUUGAAGUGUGAAUGAGGGGGAAUGGGAGUCCCAUUGAGGUUGAUUGGGCUUUAAUUUAAUGUCCACAUUUAAGAAUCGACAUGUAGAAAUUCGCCCGUGUGAAAACAGUUUGAAGAAAUCACUAAGGACGACAUGUUUCUGCGGUGGCCAGCGAUUGAUGUAAAGUAUUGGUGUAAAGUAUCGGCAGAGGAUCAGAGAACUAUUGGUAUGGGAACAGAGGAGGACAGCGUGCCAGCCUUACUGCUGCCCAGGAUGGGCAUGGGUGCUGGUGGAAGGGGAGUUUGCAGGAGUUUGUUUGGCCCCAUCGACCACGACGAGCUGAGAUCCGAGCUGAAGAGACAACUCAAGGAGAUCCAAGCAUCUGACUGUCAAAGAUGGAACUUUGAUUUCGAGUCUGGGACACCACUCAAGGGGACUUUCUGUUGGGAGCCUUUGGAAAGCAAGGAGAUGCCAGGCUUAUAUAGGGAGAGCAGACUGUGCCCUGCCAGUGCCACCCCAGUAUCCAGGCAAACAAGCCCUAGACUACCUGUGCCACCAGCAGAUACCAGAGAGGAGUCACCGGCAGAGACUGUCCAGCAGAAUAAGGAGUGCGCAAAAGAGAACGCAGACAAGGCUGUCAAGAAAUGCCAAGGAGUUAAAGGACCCUCUAAGACCUCCGCACACUCUACUCCAUCCCUCCUCAGGAAGAGGGAGACCAGCACUUCCAUAACUGACUACUUCCCCAAGAGGAAGAGAACACAAGCCCCCAAGACUGACAACCUAAAGGUUGCCCACCACCCUCUUUGCACUUUGGAGCAGACCCCUAGGAAGAAGAUCCGAUGAAUCACUGGUCUUUUUUUUUAUUUUAUUUUUUUUAGCCAUCAGGGACUUUAAAAGUACUACAACCCUCAACAAGUAUCCCCUUACCAGAAUAAGGAAGGAAAAAAAAAAAAAGGAGGCUGCAAACGGGACUACAUCGGCCGGGCUCUCCCCCCCCCACCAACCAACCAGAACACUUGAGAUUCUGCAGUAGUUUAUCUGGGAGUAAUUCACCAGCCUUGGAUGUGGACUUGUGAAAAUCUGUAGCGGUUGAGGACUUCCUAGUAUUGCCCGCACUCUAUCCGCAUACUUGGAUGUCUAUACUGGCUCUUUCCUUUUCUUUUUGUAUUUUUUUUUCCAAUUUUUUUUGUCUUGCUAAGAGAGAAUGCCAAGCUGGCAGGGUGGCAUCCAUCUGUCCUGUCUGUGUCAGAGCUGUGAAUGUAGCAACAACCUACUAUAUGAAACUAUAGCUUGGUCACCCUUCAGCUUUCCAGGUCCUGCCAGGCUACAACCCCGUCUGGUUCGUUCCGAGCUGUUCAGCGUUGUAGUCGAUAAUAUAACCCAGGGAACUGCUAAGGCGGCGUUUCCCAACCAGAGUGCCUCCAGCUGUUGCAAAACUACAACUCCCAACAUGCCCGGACAGCCGAAGGCUGUCCGGGCAUGCUGGGGGUUGUAGUUAUGCAACAGCUGGAGGCACCCUGGUUGGGAAACACUGUGCUAAGGGAUUUGCCAACCCUUGGUUUUGCGUAUGCCAACCAAUAGGCAUGUACAGAUGUUUUCUAUGUAGCAUUUCUUCGUGUAACCCAGUUGUUUUUGCACUGUUUUAUAUAUAUAUAUAUAUAUUUUGAUAUAUAUACCACCUUUAUGUACAGCAACUAUGUAACAUAACAAAGCAUUAAAAUAAGUUAUAUAUUUAUAUAACAUGUUGGAAGUACUCCAAUGUUUAGCCAUAAUACUGGCUAGGAAACGGUUCUAGAGGUUAUACGUAUGUCUCCUUUUGGAGAGACAAAAGUAUUUUUCCAAUAAAACUAUGCAUGUACAGUUUUUGUUUUUUUUUUCUAUGUUUUUGUUUUAAUUAUGUUUUUUUAUUGUUUUGCAAACAAAUGUAAAGAAUAUUGCUAUACGAGCAAAAGAAAGUAAACUAUAUGACUUUUAUA
Hyla sarda is the source of this 2088-nucleotide messenger RNA. RefSeq names its product cyclin-dependent kinase inhibitor 1B-like. Gene Ontology annotation, molecular function: cyclin-dependent protein serine/threonine kinase inhibitor activity. The transcript is spliced from 4 exons. Gene Ontology annotation, biological process: regulation of cell cycle. Gene Ontology annotation, cellular component: nucleus. Bases 266 to 955 code for a protein of 229 amino acids. NCBI's taxonomy places the organism in Eukaryota, Metazoa, Chordata, Amphibia, Anura, Hylidae. The record is from RefSeq and is a predicted model, not a curated record.